AGGCGGCAGCAGUAACAGGUCAUAUCUCCACAUCUUCCGUCUAUCCAACAUUAUGAGGUUCUUGGUAAUGGCGACGCUGGUGGUGACAGCUGUAGUUGAUGCCUCAAACUACGGCUAUAAUGGCUACCGCGUCCAAGGUCAAGCUCAGCCGUGUGGCACUCAGGUGAAAUACGUCAUCCAGACCGUCACUGAAUUACAGACUGAAACGGUGACAGAAACAGCGACCGGGACAGAAACAGCCACAGAGACGGUAGAAGUGACAGCAACGGAGACAGAAACAGCCACAGAGACGGUAGAAGUGACAGCAACGGAGACAGUUACAUCCGAACCGGUGACCAAGACAGUGAACCAACUCUUCACCACCACCGCCGUCCAGAAGCAAUUCGUGACUGUGGCCAAGGGGUGUGGUGGUGGUGCUGCUGGUGGCCAUGGUGGGGGUUCAGGAGGCUACGGGAGCGCUAUCAAGUUCGGUGGCUACUCAGGCUGAUGACGUCAUCCUUCACCAAAUUAAUGACGUCAUUUCUCAUCGUCUAUUUCUCUAUGUAAAUCCAUUCAGAUGUUUUUCAUUGGCUAAAGACUAAUGCAUUUUGAGACACUUCACAUCACACAGAGUAACGUUCUUCUAGGUAACAGUGAUAAGUAGCACCAAUAUGUAUCCAAAUGUUAAUGUUACUGGUGUGUUUACGUUUGGUGUCUAUCACGUGAUCUGACGUCAUUAGUAUACUUCCAUUGGUUGUCCAAUCGAGUCGGUCAGUAGGCGUCAUUGACAUACAUCAGUGACGUCAUAUAUUGGUUCACUAAUGACAUCACAUCCCGGAGCAUGUCAGAGAAAUGAUACAGCAUAAUUGGUUGACUAAUAAACCAAUCACCAGAUGAUCAUUACACCCAUGACAUCAGACAUACACACUCAUUGGUUAUCUAUUGAUCCAAUCAGGAGGCGUCUGUCAUGCCCCACAUAAUUUUGUCCACAUAUUUUGCACCUGACCAUAUAUACAUACGUGUGUGUAUAUACGUAUGUAUGUGUUUCAUUUAUUACAACAUUAUUUAUAUAAUCAUCAAAGGUGUUUUGUUUCACUUAAAUACAAAACAUGUGCUGGUAUUGUAUCCUACAAGUUAUUUAUACAUUAGUAAAUAAAUAAAUUACAGUUAA
Homarus americanus (American lobster) is the source of this 1150-nucleotide messenger RNA. RefSeq lists its product as uncharacterized. NCBI's taxonomy places the organism in Eukaryota, Metazoa, Arthropoda, Malacostraca, Decapoda, Nephropidae. The transcript is spliced from 5 exons. The record is from RefSeq and is a predicted model, not a curated record. Bases 53 to 487 code for a protein of 144 amino acids.